Molecule: messenger RNA, 2310 nt
Organism: Prunus armeniaca (apricot)
Lineage: Eukaryota; Viridiplantae; Streptophyta; Magnoliopsida; Rosales; Rosaceae
Source: the annotation of a GenBank genome assembly
AUGAGGAAGGCAAUUCCUGUUCCCAUAAGUUCUUCGUUUCCCACGCAGCCAGUAGCAGUGCCUCUCCUACUAAUGGACUGGGCUGCUGUAAAAGGGCGGACUGAGGAGACUGUCUCCUUUUGCCUGGAUAGUCUUUUAGCUCAGCAUGAGUGGCAUGUGGCAUGGGAGCAAAGCCAACAUAAGUUUAGCACUAAGAGAGAGGCAGAGUUCUUCUGGCAGCUGCCAGAAAAACAAAUUGGAGAAGAAGGUGAACAGUGCACGAGGAGAUUUGGGAGCUCAAUGUCCCCCUUUCCCGCAGCUGUGCAGUGGGAGCUUCCCUUCUUGGUUACUGUUUUUUCUUCUUUCCUUCCCCCUGCCUUGGCUAAAUCUGAUGAAGGAAAAGAAUUGAAAAUAUAUGCUGGUUCAAGGGAUGCUUUUGACAGCCCAACAGAGGACGGGCUGGCAGUCUCUCAAAAGCCUACCAAAGUCCAUUAUGCCCGCUUAGUGUCGGAAGAGAAAGCAAUUUCCUUGAGUGAGAAACGGAAUCUGUCUUUUACUUCCAAAAGCGGAGAAAUUGUUGGUGAUUUCUCGAAGCUAAAGCGGAAGUUAGAGAAAUCGGGUUCUCAUAGCACCAGGAAAAAUGUAGCAGCAAGCGGUCCUCCUAGCUCAAGAAAAGUUGCCUUGCCAGAGCCUUUACCGCAGCAGCAGCCUGUAGCUUCCGGCAACAACAGGCAAGCAGCACCAAAGGCUUUGUCUCCUCGUAGUACUCCCCAAAACAAAGGCAAGGGUAAGGAAGUUCCUGUGAUCCCGAAGCGUCGAAGCAUGCGCAUUCUUGAAACACGGUUUGCCAAUACCCGCAAGAACAAAGGCGAAGAUGCGGGACCCAAAGUAGUGGUAACGGUUGAUGAUAAUAGUGAUGAUGGUAGCGAUGAAAGUGGUGCUGCAGAGACUGAGAUUAGCACCCACAAGCAAGAGAGCACUCAUAAUACAAGUGGUAUGGAUGACGACCUUGAUGAAGAUCAAUACUAUAGUCAUAACGAAGACACAUAUCCGGACUUCGGCACUAACUUAGAGGAGUCUGACGCCUCAGAUAUACCUCCUGCUUUGGCUAGUGACCAUGGGCAGCGUGUUGACAUUGAAUUGGUCGUGCCUACCAUUGAGGACACAACAGGUGCCUCAUCGGAGGCCGAUUUUGCCUUUUCCGCUACUGUUGCUGAUGUUGUCCUGAGCCUUCCGGCAGCGCAACUUCAUUCUUCUCCUAACCUGGACACUCCUGACAUGGCUACUAACGCCUCUCCACCACUUCCAGCCGUUCCUCCUCCUAUUUCUCCAAUCCUGAGCACACCUGACAUAGCUGCUAGCACCUCUUCGCCGCUUCCAGCAGUUCUUCCCCCUACUUCUCCAAUCCUGAGCAUACCUGACAUAGCUGCCAGCACCUCUCCGCCGCUUCCAGCAGCCAUUCCCCCUACUUCUCCAAUCCUGAGCAUACCUGACAUAGCUACCAGCACCUCUCCGCCAUUUCCAGCAGUUCUUCCUUCUACUCCUCCUACCUUGGGUACACCUGUCAUGGCUGCCGGCGCCUCUCCGCUACUUCCAGCAGCACAGCCCUUUGUUGAUAUUGUUGACAACAGUCAUAGGAAUGGUGAUGCUUUUAUCGCAGGUUCCUCUAUAGGGUAUUUAUCCGAGAAAGGCAUGUCUCGGCAAGAUUGGGAAAACUCCUACACGGCAUUCAAAUCUUUUUUUUACGGCGGUAUCACCAUUCUUAUAUCCAUUGAUGAGCUUCUCCUGCUUUGCUACAGAUUUCAUGGUUAUGUGACAUUUCAAGGUGCCCUUGUGUAUCCAGAGACGGUUGAGGCCUUGAAAAGGUUUAUAGACAAAUACGGAGAUUUGAUGGAAGCUACAGAUGUCACCUCCUCUUUCUCAAGGUGCACUGCCUUCCGAGCCCUUCGCCUAGUACUUCAUGGGAUGGACACCAUGCAACUCCUUGAUAUUACGGACCACAAACUACUUUGUUGGCGAGAUGCAAUAUGUGAGGCCAUGAUUCUGGGCUUUCGCGUGGAAUUUCUUCUCAAACUUGUGAAGAACCUAGCACGUGCCGUCUUCGGAGCACGGGCCAUUCAUAGUAUGCAAUUGUCACAUGAUUCUAAUGAAGUAAAAGCUGCUGCAGAUGCCUUGAAUAUUAAACAUCAGGAAUUGGAGAACCAGCGCCGAGAGAUGCAUGCCCUUCUUCUUGCUAAGGGUAUUUCUGUUGACAGCGCUGAGUGCGUGAUGGAGGCAGCGGCUAGAUUAUCUCCUGGGGCUUCCUUCGUUCUUUUCGGACAUUCCUCAUAG